Molecule: messenger RNA, 1422 nt
Organism: Pyricularia grisea
Lineage: Eukaryota; Fungi; Ascomycota; Sordariomycetes; Magnaporthales; Pyriculariaceae
Exons: 1
Coding region: 1-1422 (473 amino acids)
Cellular component (GO): fungal-type cell wall
Molecular function (GO): acid phosphatase activity
Source: RefSeq, a predicted model, not a curated record
AUGGCAUCCCUCAAGACCCUUCUCGGCCUGCUUCCCUUGGCCAUCCCAUCUCUGGCCUCGAGCCUCAACUCCGAGUACACCUUCAACCCACUCCACCAUCUUGCCGGCAUAUCGCCCUACUUUGAGCCUCUGGACCCCCCGAGAUCUCCAGACGCGCCGCAGGGCUGCACCGUGACCCGUGCUGCCUACCUCAGCCGCCAUGCCGCCAUCUAUGCGAAUGACUUUGACUAUGAAGAGUACAUGGAGCCCUUCAUCGCCAAGUGGAAGAACCACACCUCUGUGGACUGGGCCCGGAUCCCCUCGCUCAGCUUCCUAGCCCACUGGGAGCCGCCUGUCACCGAGGCCGAGGCAUCUCUCCUGACCAGGAUGGGCAAGCUCGAGGCCUCCCAGCUCGGCGUUGACCUCAGCUUCCGCUACCCAAACCUCAGCCUACCCCAGCAGGUUUGGACCUCGUCCGCUGAACGCACCUUUGAGUCCGCCAAAUCCCUCGUGCGCGGCUUCGAGCGCGAGGAUAACACCAUCCGCGUCGUCAAAAUCUACGAGGGUAAGGAGUCUGGUGCCAACAGCCUGACGCCCUACAAGGCCUGUCCGGCAUACUCGGGCGCCACCGGCAGCGAGCAGAGCGAGGUGUACCAGGAGAAGUUUACCAAGUCCAUCAAGGCCCGCUUCAACGCUGCCGCCCCUGGGUUUAACUUCACCACCAAUGACGUCUUUGGAAUGAUGCAGCUCUGCGGCUACGAAUCUGUGAUUAAAGGUCGCUCCAAGUUUUGCGACCUCGACCUCUUCGGCCCGGACGACUGGCUAGGCUGGGAGUACUCGGAAGACGUUCGCUACCAUUACAACGUCGGCUACGGCUUCCCCGCCGCCGGCUACAUUGGCAUGCCUUGGCUGCAGGCGACGGCCGACCUGAUGACGCGCGAUGGCGGCCCUGACGCCGAGGAUCUGUACAUCAGCUUCACGCACCGCGAGCUUCCUCCCAUGGUCAUGGUCGCCAUGGGCCUGUUCAACAAUUCGCAGUUUGGCGGCUCCGAAGCCACCAUCAACGCCACCAUGCCCUCGGACAUGGAGAACCCGCACCGCGCCUGGCGGUCCUCGCACAUCGUCCCCUUCAUGACCAACAUCGCUCUCGAGCGCCUUGAGUGCUCCGGCAGCCACGGCUUCGAAGACGGCCAGUACCACCGCGUCCUGGUCAACAGCUCACCCCAGCUGAUUCCCGGUUGCAACGACGGGCCGGGUACGAGCUGCUCCAAGGCCUCGUUCCAGCAGUUCAUCAAGGAGAGGACUGAGCGGUUCAAGGGCUUCUCGGAAAAGUGCGGCGUGUCAUACAAGAACUCGACCGAUACGAUGACCAUUUACACCGACGGCAAGGCCGGAGACGGCAGUUUUGUUGGAAAGCGCUACAAUGCAUUCCCCGAGGAAUAG